Molecule: messenger RNA, 6617 nt
Organism: Hemicordylus capensis (graceful crag lizard)
Lineage: Eukaryota; Metazoa; Chordata; Lepidosauria; Squamata; Cordylidae
Gene: PAPLN
Product: papilin, proteoglycan like sulfated glycoprotein
Exons: 28
Coding region: 257-4372 (1371 amino acids)
Biological process (GO): extracellular matrix organization
Cellular component (GO): extracellular matrix
Molecular function (GO): serine-type endopeptidase inhibitor activity; metalloendopeptidase activity
Source: RefSeq, a predicted model, not a curated record
GGAACGGGAAAACAUGGGCAUGGUUACAACUGGAGCUUAUAAAAGCAAAACAGGAAAACUGUGGAGGAACUUUUGUGGUGGAAGGGGUUAAAUGAAAUCCAACUCUCCUUUUCCUGUGCAGUAAGGAUUAGUAACCAAACAGAAGCUAGAGGAGUGAGGAGGGUGUUAGAAUCACUGACUGAAGACUGGAGAAGCUGGAUACUGGAGUGUUGCUCUGAGUGGGGUUGCUGCCUCUUGCCGUCAUCUGCAAAUACACAUGUGGCAGAACAUGAUGGUGUUUCGGUUCCUCCUGCUUGUGUUAACAGUGGUGCCGCCCUCUGUGUCAGCAGCUCUCAAAGCAAAGAGGCAAAGUGACCUCUGGGGAAGCUGGGGCGAAUGGGGCGAAUGCAGCCGGAGCUGUGGUGGGGGUGUCAGUGUUCGACAGCGACGCUGCUACUCACAAAGGACUGAUGGCAGUUCCAGUUGUAUAGGGCCAUCUCGAAGCCAUCGCUCAUGCAAUGUCCAGAACUGUCCUGAAGGCUCCAGAGAUUUUCGAGCAGAGCAAUGUGCUAUGUUUGAUGGGACAGAAUUUCAAGGAAAGAGAUACAAGUGGCUGCCGUAUUAUGGAGCACCCAAUAAAUGUGAACUCAACUGUAUACCAAAAGGAGAGAAUUUCUACUACAGGCACAAGGAAUCUGUGGUUGAUGGGACAGCCUGUGAGCCUGGGAAACGUGACGUCUGUGUGGAGGGAGUUUGUCAAGCUGUGGGCUGUGAUAACAUGCUGGAUUCUUCCAAGAAGGAGGACAAGUGUCUGCAGUGUGGUGGGGAUAGCAGAGCCUGUUUUGAAGUGAAGGGCCUCUUUGAUGUACCCAACAUCCCUAAAGGCUACAAUCAAAUCUUCAUCAUUCCCAUGGGAGCCACAAGUAUCCAUAUUAAGGAAGCGACACCAACCAGAAACUUCCUGGCCAUCAGGAAUAUCCUGGGAUCUUACUAUUUAAAUGGGCACUGGACAAUUGAAUUCAGUCGGACCUUGCAUAUUGCUAGCACAGUUGUACAUUAUGACAGGGGUUCUGAGGGUGAUCUGGCUCCUGAGCUGCUUCAUGCCAGAGGUCCCACUACUGAGCCCUUGAUCAUUGAGCUUAUCGGCCAGGAGCCCAACCGAGGGGUGCAUUACGAAUACUACCUGCCCUUCCAAAGGCAGAGCUUGGGCUACAACUGGGGCUAUGGCUCCUGGGAAGAAUGCAGUGCUGAGUGUGGUGGAGGUUACCAGUCACGCCUGGUCUUUUGCACCAUUGACAAUGAAGCAUAUCCGGAUUAUAUGUGCAGAGAUAAGCUACGACCAGAAAAUAACCGGACGUGUGGCCUUCAGUCGUGCCCACAGACAAAACGGAUAUCUUACCUCUAUCUGCCGGGAGCAUGGAGCCACAGCAGAGCAUGGAGCUUGCAAACAAAGAGCUGGAAAACUGGGGACUGGGGAGCUUGCUCAGCCACCUGUGGAGGAGGCACACAGACCCGUUCAGUUUAUUGUGUCUCCUACAAUGGACAUAGUUCUCAGGACGUAGCGGAUGAUGUGGAGUGUGCAUCAUUAACAGAGAGGCCACGCAGCACACAGCCUUGCAACAUGCGGCAGUGUGCAAUGUGGACUACAGGACCUUGGUCAGAGUGCUCAACUAGCUGUGGGGAAGGUAUUCAGACUCGGACUGUACUCUGCAGGUCAGAGCUGGGCUCUCAGACUCUAGAUGUUGCCUGCUUGACAGAACGAAAACCUCCUCAUACUCAGCCCUGCACUGGAGAGAAUUGCAUACAGGAGAUUGGUUGGCACGUUGGAGACUGGGGGUUGUGUUCGAAGAGCUGUGACUCGGGCAUCCGGACCCGCCAGGUAAUCUGCGCUGAUGAUGAUUCAAAAUCCUACGACCAUGUGAUGUGCCAGGCCAUCCAACCACAGAUACCAGCAAGGAUUGGAAGCUGCAACACUCAGCUUUGCCAUCUGCCACAAGAAGUUCCCAGUAUGCAGGAUGCCACAGGCUAUGAUAUCAGUCGCCGGACCUUAUUGACCCGCUACAACCCUGACAAUGGUGCCACAGUUUCUAGAAAUGAAAGAGUAAUCCAUGGUGGCUCUGCUCAUCACCAGCUCCAGCCCAGUGAAGAUCACAGCUCCAACUUCUUGCCCCUUAGAUGGGAAUCUCAGUUGGGCUCCUCAGUGUCCCGUCACUUCAACUCCCAUCAAAAUGUUGCUGCAAGGACUGAUGUUCAGGACUGUAGCCAGAGCCCUCAUGGUUGCUGUUCAGAUGGUCACACUCCAGCAUCUGGUCCCUUUGGUCAAGGCUGCCCGUUUGACACAUGCCAUCAGAGCAGGUACGGGUGCUGCCUUGAUGGAAUAUCACCUGCCCAAGGGCCAAACAAAGAAGGGUGCCCACAAUAUUACAGUGAUGUUUAUGUUAAUAGAAAUGAGCCUGCUGUCGCCGCUCCAGUGGCAAGCCGAGUUCUGUCCCAGCAGAGGCCAGCAGAGGAGUGCCGAGGGUCUAUGUAUGGUUGUUGUUAUGACAACAUUGCUUCUGCUUCAGGUCCUCAAGGGGAAGGAUGCCUCAAUAGACCAAGCCAAUCUUAUCCUGUCAACUGUCUGUUACCCAGUGCCCAUGGCCCCUGCACAGAUUGGGCAACUCAUUGGUACUUUGUACAUGAUGUUGGAAGGUGCAAUCGAUUCUGGUAUGGGGGGUGCCAUGGCAAUAACAACAACUUUGCUUCUGAAGAGGAGUGCAUGAGAACUUGCCAUGGGUCAGUGGGAAGAAACAAUGUGAGGAAUCACCACCAUGUUGCUGUUCCUAACAUCCACUCUAGUCAUCACUUGCAAGAAGGGAAUGUGCAGGAACAGCAGCCUGCAAGAGGAACCAUCGGUCACAGCCAUGGAGGAGGAGGAGGACGUGAGGUUUUCCAUGCGCAAGCUGGCUCAGACGCUCAUUCCACACUACAUCACAGGGAGAUGGGUGGAGGAAUGGCCACGGUUGUAGAUAGACUGGCAGAGUCUCAACAAGGGACUGGCGUGCUAGAUAGUCAGCAUUGGAGUUCUCGCCAUUCAGUAGCUCAUGGGGAAAGACGGAUAGAUCCAGAAAACCAUGUCCAUAGGUUGGGUGAAACAGUGCUUUCUGGACACACAGAGAGGCGACUGACUGUCAAUGGUCAAACCAUGCACCAUGAGCGUCAAGAAUUGGGAAGGCAGUCUGGAACAGUUGGAUCAACAGUGAAUCGAUUUGAGCACCAAGAUCCACCAGUGUCUUCCUUCCCACGCUCUCUGAACAGGGUCCUCUUGGAUGGAUCUGAGCCUUCUGCAGUGGAGGCAGGCAUGGGCCAGAGCAUUCGUCUUCUUUGCAAGGCAGGAAGUACUCCUUUUGCCAGAGUUGAAUGGCAGAAAGAUGGGCGGCCACUGUCCUCCGAUAGGCAUACCUACCAAUCUGACAGUUCCUUGGUGAUCAGCCAACUUAGAGCUGAGGAUGCAGGGACCUACACGUGCAUCAUUUCAAAUGGGAGGACUGAACGUAGACAGAUUCAGCUGAGGAUCAAAGAAACCCAUGCUGUGGCACAGGGAACAAGGCACCAGCUUACUCAUGGUCAGACUCACCAACACAGAGUACUUGGUACAGGAGAUAGUACUGGACAGUCACUUGUGUCCUCAGUGAACCCUCAUACCAUAUACAGGUUGAAGAUGUUUAAGACAGAGCCCUCAGUCGUUGAUGCCAACAUUGGUGAGCGAGUCAGAUUGCCUUGUCGUGUAGAGGCUUCACCUUCUUUGGCCAUUGAAUGGCAGAAAGAUGGGCAGCCCAUCUCCUCGCCCAGGCAUAGGCAGCAGUCAGAUGGCGCUUUGGUGAUCAGUCGUCUCAGCACUGAAGAUGCUGGCUUUUUUACCUGCAUUGCUUCCAAUGGUCGGGACCAGGAUGAGAGAAGAAUCCAGAUCAGACCCAAAGGAGAGUUGAGAAUCACUGGUCUGCUGCCCAGCCUCUCUGUGUCAGAGGGGGAGAACGCCCAACUUCGGUGCAUUGUGACAGGCAACAAUGUGAACAUAAGAUGGUCACGGAAUGGCGUUCUAGUGAGAGCUGAUGGCCAUCGUGUCCAGAUGGCUCAGGACGGAAGCCUGCUUAUAAGGAAUGUGCAGCUCAGUGAUGAAGGGUCCUACACCUGCAAUGCCUACAGUGGCAGCAACUCUGUCAGUGCCAAUGCAGAAGUGAAAGUGAUCAGGAAAAGCCCGGAAGUACUUACAUCCCUCCCUGUGGACCCAAGCAGGGAAUGUGUUGAUCAGCCACACCUUGCCAACUGCAACCUGAUUGUACAGGCCCAGCUUUGCAGUAAUGAGUAUUACUCCAGCUUCUGCUGUGCCAGCUGUUCUCGCCACCAGGGCUAACCCUGUCGUCCUCUCACCCAUGGGACCAUGCUUUAAGAAGAAGCCGCCAACUAUGACCAACACUGGCAGUUUCUGAAGAUGAUUUACUCAACCCCACACGGAGGAAAGUCAGUAUGGCCAAUUAAGACAGUGGAUAAACAGUUGGCAGUAGCCUCCACCUUCAGGGUGUGUGUGUGUUUUUUUAUAAAGUUUUGCAACAUGCACAAAGUUCUAGGAACUGACUGACCUGCCUGCUUACAAGAAGAUCAUUUCUCCAACAAAGCUUAAACUAUUUGGACACGAGUCAAAAGCAAAAAAGAUGUUUUAAGACCAAUCUAUGAAAACAUUUGGGUAGAGACCAGCAACACUUACCUGUAAAGUUAACCAAACACUAAAAUAGAUUAAGUGAAGCCGGUGUUCAUGGGAUAAGGAAAAUGGCUGACCACAUUCCUGUAGAAGUCUGGGAUGCUGACUUUCACUUGUUAUGGUCCAGUAUUCUACAACCUUUCAGCUUUCAAGAGUUACAAGCAGGCAGAGUAGGUUUGUUUCACAGCAGCUAAGCAGAAUUAUUAAUGAAGAGGUCUGGGACCUGUGCAGACAUUUAGAACUGGAGCUGCAGGGACUCAGGCUGGGGAUGUGGGCAGGGAGAGACAGACAUGAGAAUUGUGAGAGAGUCUUGUACUUUAGAUAUACUUAACACAGUAAGUUGCCGAAAUAAGAAAAUGUUUGCAAGUUAUUAUUCUUCCUGCUCAUGAAUAUCUUUAUAUGGGAUUUCCUUAUAUGUGGCUGUUAGGAUGCCAGCUUCAAGCCUUAGUCAAACCUGCCUCCUUGGGUUUAUCCUUGUCACUUCUCAACUUCUGAACUUGAGUGGGUGGCAUCCAAGGAGGACUGAUUAUCUCAAGAAAGCUCAGGAUAGUUAAGGGGAGCACUUGCUUGAAAGGCCACAAUGAGUUCUACUUUACCCACCAACUAGAAACAAGUUAUCUGAACUGAGGGCAGCACUGAUCCAAACCUGAAAGAAUUACAUAAGGAAAAAUCAUCGCCCAAGUCUCCCAGUCAACUAUAAAGCAAGCCAGUUGUUGAGCCAAGCACCUACUGAUAACUUGGAAGUAAAUCCACAGAUCAAGAGUGUCAAAACAAUGGGAGUAGAGGAGCAAGCGAAGUGCAACAACCCCCCCCUCCUUCUUUUUACUCAUCCUCUGCUUUGGUUUGCACUCAAAUUGUUUCAAGUAAUUAGACUUAUUCAAACAUUAUGUACAGAUGUCUUUAUACAGGUAUGUUUGUGUGAAUUACUGUACCUGCAUUCAUUUUAAAACCGAAACUGGAUACAGGCUCCUCAAAUGCAUGGUGCAAGUAAAAAAUGUGCUGAGGUAUCUGUGAUCAACAUGUCAAUAACUGUAUUAGUGUACAACAUUAGUUGUCCACCACUUGCUAUGGAAAUGGCUUUUAUUUCCCCAUUUUCAGCAGGUUGUUACAGCUCACACAAGUGCACAUUGUACAUUUCUAGGGCCACUCUUAGUAGAGAUGUAAUUGUAGUCAGGCAACAACUAACUAUCCACAGUUUAACUAUGUACUCAAAAGGGCCUAUUCCCAUAUUACUAGCAUCCAAAUAAUCUAUAAUCUUAUGCAGUGGAGUGAUGUGCAGGAGAUGCAUAUCCUUGAAAACUAAUGAACCAACCCCAAGUCCUAUUGUUCUGAUGUUUUUAAUACAAAGAGUGAAAAUGUCAGUUCUAGCACAAAAUGCUGAAACAUUUAAGUCUGGCAGGCAGAUUAGUUAUACAAGACAUUUCUCUCUUUAAAAAACUACCUGGACACCAUUUCAGAAAUACUGGAAUAAGCAAUACCUGUGAAGCUAUUUAUCCCAAAGAUAAUUAAAGACAAGUCAUGCUAUUCUUGGUUUUUUAAAUAAUCUCUUAAACUGCAUUUGAGAAAGAUCCUUCUAGUACCAUUCUCAAGAUUAUGAAUACUUAUGUCAUCUAUCAGCCAACAUAGAAAACUGGGUGGGGAAGUGCAUUGGGGCUAUUAUUCCAGGGGCCAAGAGUUGAAACCAACCUAGCCUUGUUCUCAGCAUCAUCCGAUUUUCAAGUAGAGAGGAUCACCACCUAUAUUCAUAAGACUAAAGAAGAAUAUUCUAUCAUUUGGAGCUGUAAAAACAAAAGCAGUAUAUAAAGCACAAAAUUUAAUUGAGUCCAUCAUGGGCAGUGUUUAAGAACAUUAUAUCCAAGUUUUUUUCAAGCUGAAAAAUAAAGAUGCAAGUUUGAUGUUA